CCGCGGUCAUCUACAGUCAUGGAUGAGUCUUUCGAAACCUUGAUCAAUCAGGCCGCAGAGCCUGUACCUAAUGCAAACCUGCAGCUAGUUCUGAUGAAGAUUUGCGUACAAAUCUAUGCGGGCGAGCUUACGCAGUCUGACUUGGACAUAUUUUUCUCCGUGUUUGACUCGCAAUGGAGUUUGGCGAAACUCUCUGCCGCAGAGAAAUCUGGAGUUACUGUGGAUCAGCUGGCGUUCAUUGAUUUUCUCGCCUGUCUGGGUGCAGUAGUGGUCCGAUUAACAGUGGCUCCUUCCCUGGGGGUGACAAAUAGCAUACUCGAUCGCUGGUCACGAAUAACGAGAUGGCUGAUCGUGUUGGAAUCCUCUUGCGUUACCAAUACGUCCUCGUCUGUCUUCGGACUAAAGACGCGUCUCAUUUGCAAGGACAUGAUCAUAGCGGUCCUCUUCGCCUGUGCCCGUAACGAUCCCCCGCCCGCGAUCUUAUCCGCGCUGAUCGACAGCGAACAACUCUUGUCGUUGGUAUGGCGGUUGUGGACCCAGGAAAUAGAAGAUCGUCGAUUUUUUGAAGAAUCCACUGUUGCUGCGUAUCCUAGGGUGACCUGUGUGCUUGACGCGUUUUGCGAGACGAAGAUGAAUGAAGACGAUAUGAUAGCUGCAGUGGGUGGAAAUUGCGACGAUAUCGCUCGCAUCAUUCUCUCGCAUGCCAAAUUAGCUCUCAGCCAGAAGAAGGUCAAUUUCUACCAUCUCAACUGUACCCUGCGCGUCGCGACUUCGUUUUCUUUCAAGUUCAUUUCGCGUUUCGCGUUACUUUCGCACGGGGCCUUGACAACUGUCGUCAAUGCUAUGGCGGAGGCGGUAGCAUCUCGCAGUAUGCUCACGGCCACGACGAUUCGCUUCUGCUACCAUUACAUUCACCUUUUCACUCUCACUUCGGACCCUGUUCCAUUCGUGGCUGAAAUCGUUGACGCGCAUAUCCUAUCCCACCUCAUCAAUGGUGAUCGCUGGCUGGCCAGCUCACCUUCGUUGUGGGAUGACGAGCUUGAGGCCACACCGGAAGAGAUUUUAUCCGACAUCAUCACUCCGUUCUUGAUAUAUCCCUCUGUUCUGCAGGCAGUUGAGAAGUAUACUAAGAAGGCCGGAAAGCGUGCGAAGCCCUCAUCCGAGAAUACCAAAGAAUUUCGCGUCGCUUGGGAUCACUUCACUGAUUGGAUCGAGACUCUUCUGCAAGCAAAGAAGGCCAUUAACGAGCACAAUCCUGCACGUGCGUAUGAAACAUGCCACAUGUGCGGUAAACCCGACGUACAAGGUGAAUUCAAGCGUUGCAAGGGAUGUAUGGUGCUCAUCUACUGCAGUCCCCAAUGUCAAAAACGUGACUGGAAGAAGCAUGGCCAGGGAUGCAAGGACGUUCAACAGUUACGGGAGGAAAAGAGAGUCACAGAGACUCCCAAACGCGAUUGGCGAUUCAUUAAACGAUUCAUAAUCUACCACCUAUCUUUACUAGAUGGCGACGAAGACGUAUCCCGCAAAUUUGAUACAUGCAAGAAUGAGUAUGUCGAGAUCACUUUGGACUUCACAGAAGAACCUGGCGUAUGCUACCACUUUUCUGACGGAGACGAACCGUCUUGCAAAUGCGGUGAACUUCGGAGAGAAGCGGCCAAAGCUCGAUGUGAUCAAACCAUUAGGAUUUGUGCCAUUUUACCGCGGGGAGAACAUCCAGAAGUUCUCAUGCUGGCCAUCGAGUUGGAAGCUCUUCGCAAGGCUUCGGAAACGUACGGGAUGUCUAGCGAUGAAGAUUUUGGGAAGGUCGUGGAAACGAUUGAACACGAUGGUUGCUGUGUCUAAAGUCAGACAGAUAGUGAAGAAUAUCACGCAUGGUGCUGAACCGCUUGUGAAGGCUAUUAUGUAUUAUGUUUGUGUACUCAAGGUUCCGUGUGCUAUAGUGCGUUGAUCGCUACUGCCUAUUCCCAUUCUAUACAAGCAUGUUGUGAACACCUAUGCUGAAUGGGCGAGGCUGACUUCGGUAGAGUCAGUUUCAAGCUUUUUUAGGUCGCCGCUGAUCUCUUUAGAUGCGCUUCGCAUUGGUUUUCUGGAUGGAGUGCAUCUCUUCAUCGACACGAUGAAAUGUCACACGACAGGCCUUGGAUGCUGUAGGAGAAUUUCUUUUAUCUUUUUUUUUCAUGAAUGUCGUAAGCCAUCGGGGUGGUAGAAAGUGCUCUAUCGCAGCCAAGAUAUAUAGGUCCAAUAUAGGACCAUCAGUUACUGCCUCGUUCCAUCAGCCCAUGCUCAAGGAUAUGGCCUCUUCGACAAACAUGACGGGAAAGGGACGUAUAGCUCAUAGUCGCCCAAGCUCACUCCUUUGCCCUCAUCCUUAGGAAUUGCUCGACCACAUUGCACAAACAAUUUGCGACCCUCCCGUUCCAACAUCGUUUCGAGCCUUAGAAGACUACUUUCCGGAGGCACCACCCAAAGAUGAUGAUUUUCAACCAACAGUGGGACCUCGAUAAGCUGGCUCACACAGAAACGCAUGGGGUGACUCGUAAUCAACUCGACUUCAGGGGCUCUUUUGACUGUUUGCACGCCAUCGUUUCUCUUCGGCUUCACCAUUCUCUGCCGAAUAUACUCAACUUAGUGCUUGGUCGUUUCCCUCUUAUUCGCACUCUGUAUGAUGUCAUGUGGUCCUGUGUUCCAACCCAGGCUUUGCGAAGCCGCAGAGAGGACCAUCUGCAUUGCCGCGGAUCUUCGCCCUCAUGGUAUUCACCAGUUAGUGGCGUUUAGCGAGAGUGGUGGCUUCGCCUCGCAUUGUGGGCACAGCGAAAUAAACCUCGAUGUGAAUGAUCAGCAUGGAAGCACCGAAGCCCAACAUCCCAAGAUGUGAAUCCGAGCAGUGAUACCUCAUGGUCAGACCUCACAACGGUUGACGUUACACGUUCCCUAUCAUCUUUUCGUGGCCGUAUUAUACAGUCUCUUGGAGCUGAAAGUUUGAGUCUCUGGAUCGUUGGGAAAGGUUUGUGACGAUUUACGAUACCAAUGAAUGACGAAGGAUUGCGGUGUAGUUUCAGUCUUCGGCGGCCACUUUACAUACCGAUAUGUACCUCAUUGCAUGUCGUCAUGCUGCGUUUGUAAACGAUGAACUAAUGUCUGCCGAGAAUAUAUGGUAUACAUGAACCCAGAGCUAUGAA
Messenger RNA from Somion occarium, 3179 nucleotides. NCBI's taxonomy places the organism in Eukaryota, Fungi, Basidiomycota, Agaricomycetes, Polyporales, Cerrenaceae. The record is from the annotation of a GenBank genome assembly.